AUGCCCCUUUUCAGGGAGGGCAACCUGACCAUCAAAAUCCUACGACUGCUAAAGGUUGGCACUCGUAAUGAGUUCGGUGUCGCGUUGGUGCAACAACUUCAGCAGGAAGUGUCCGACGGAAAAGUCGAGAACGACAGACUGCAUAAUGCCAACCGAGCCCAGCAGGAACAUUUCGCGACUAAAUAUGGACUGCUGGAGAAGGAGAACGCAUCCUACUGCAAAGACCUCCAAGAAUACAUGGAAAUGGUCACAAGGCAAGCUGAGACUAUCACGGAGGAAGCUGCUGUGAUCCAAAAGCUGAAGGCGAAGAUCAGAAAGCUCCAGAUAAACCUGUCCGAUGAUUCUGAGACUGAUGAUAUGGAUGAGGUGGUUAGACCUGGUAACAGCAGCGUGCAGGACCCUUCGAGGUCAUAA
Messenger RNA from Clonostachys solani, 414 nucleotides. Lineage: Eukaryota; Fungi; Ascomycota; Sordariomycetes; Hypocreales; Bionectriaceae. The record is from the annotation of a GenBank genome assembly.